AUGCAAGCUGCGAGCAACGAAAUAGCUUCCGAAUCUUCCUUCAACGAUGAGGAAAGCGAAGAUGAAUUGAUUAUGAGUGACUUCGACGCUAGUUUCGAGAAACUUGGCCGCGGAUUUCCUAAUUUUAAUUUUGGUUCCAUAUGGAGUGGGAAGGGUGUAGAUAAUUCUAUAACCUCGGUUGUAGAACCCGAUUACGGACAUUGGAGCAGAAGGUUCCAGAUGAACACCUUCCUUAAUGACCUGCAAAAAGGCCUCAGCUUUUCCAACGCACUGAAUAGAUUGCAGACUAUCAAGGCCAUCACUGAACAGGCCAUAAGCAACACUAUGAAGAGCAAGGGCGGCGAUUCGAGGGAAUAUGACACCGGCGCCUUAAAGCAGGAAGAGCCAGCUGGGCUCAUACCAGCAGUCAAACCACAGAAUGCACCUGCUUAUAAUGACAUGGUGAUUCCCCAAGACAAAGACCCGUAUAUGCUAGAAGAAGACCUUCUCCGACUGACAGAACUUCCGGAGGAUCAGAAUAGCAAUCAAGAAGCGCUGCGACAGCGGAUUCAACAAAUCCAAAGUCUAGAAGUGAUACCCGCGAAAAAAGCCUUCAUGGUACAAAGGCUCAUGAUGGGCAAGCAUGUGGAAGAUACAAGCCGACUGCCGACUCCGCAGCCUCAACAGCAGUUGCGAGAUCCACUGCCCACGGAGUUGGAAAAAACACCGACACACCACGACUCGGGUAAUUUCGGUUGUCAGCAUUACCAGAGGAAUUGCAAGUUACAAUGUCACCAGUGUCUAGGAUGGUACACGUGCAGAUUCUGUCAUGACGAGUCGCCAGAGACAAUUGAAGGCGCUAUUCCUCACUCGUUUCAGCGCGCUAAAACUGAGCAUAUUAUAUGCAUGAGAUGCCAGCACAUUCAAAAACCUCAAAAGUACUGCGAAAGUUGUGACGAAGAGCUAGCGUUAUAUUACUGCAAUGAAUGCAAGCUGUUUGACAAUGACGAGACCAAAGAUAUCUAUCAUUGCGAUAAAUGUGGAAUUUGUAGGCUUGGGUUGGGAUUGGGCAUUGACUUCUUUCAUUGCGAUGGGUGCCAAGCUUGUCUGUCGAUUGAAUUACAGGGGAAUCACAACUGCAUCGAAAGAGCAACCAUGUCAAGCUGUCCAAUUUGCGGGGAUUUCAUGUUCACUUCAGUAAAACCGGUCGUGUACAUGUCACCUUGCGGCCAUGCUAUACAUCAGCAUUGUUUUGAUGAGUAUACUAAUCACUCCUACAAGUGCCCUUCGUGCCAGGUCUCCAUUCUGAAUAUGGAAGCACAGUUCAGGGUCCUAGAUAAGGAAAUUGAAGAGCAACCGCUACCGACUCCCUAUUGUGACUGGAUAUGUUACGUGUCUUGUAAUGAUUGCAAAGCUAAGAGCACUUGCAGGUAUCAUAUUCUCGGGCUUCGAUGCGGGAAUUGCAUAAGUUACAACACCACCCAGAUAAGGCUAGUGAAGCCCGAGGAGGAACCAGCUGUCCAAGAUACGACAGAGGAUGACUUGGCCGAUGCCAAUGCCCUGGAGAAUCUUAACGUCAUGCGCCAGGAGUUAUUACAGGGUCACUUCCAGCGUGAAGAGGUGUCCCCGCUAAUCACUAUGGAACAUAGCGGCAUGCUUUCCAACAUCGAGCAAUAUAUGAAUGAAUAUUUCCAGGACGGGCCCGAGGACGGUGCAAAGUCUAGGAAACGAGAGUUCUUGGAUUAUAGCUCGCAGAACUUAUUCAAUACAGCGGGCUUCUUCAAGACAAACAACAAGCGUGGCGGCGCUCAUGAAAAUGAAAAUGUAUAUGAGAAGCACCGUCAGGAGCGGGCCCAAGCGCCCAAUGGCCAGUCAACUCCAGACCUUCCUCCCGGGACCAGCAACGUGGAUAACGAAGGAAGGGGAGCUGACUGCACCAUUUCAACUGCUAGCUCCAGCAUGGCAAGAGCUCCGUCUUUGACAGACAGACUUCGACAAUUUAUCAAUGAUGCACCCCCACAGUUGUCAAUUUCCGACGCAUUUCAGAAAUUUAUUCAAGGAAGCCACCAGGGACUGUCAUCCGGAGAUGAAGAUGACGGUACUUCAGUCAACGAUUCACCAGGUGCCAGCGCAGAGAACUGA
Molecule: messenger RNA, 2121 nt
Organism: Lachancea dasiensis
Lineage: Eukaryota; Fungi; Ascomycota; Saccharomycetes; Saccharomycetales; Saccharomycetaceae
Source: the annotation of a GenBank genome assembly